CAAUGACCCAGUGGAGCUUAUAAAACAACUUGGGAGAAGCCAGUUACCGACACAAGGCAUCUCAAAUUGGAUAAUUUUGCAUGUGGAAAUUGCCUUCAUCUCAAUAAAAAGGUUCUAAUCCCAGCCACCAGCCCCCAAGAUGGUGAUGGCGCUGCUGCUGCUGCUGCUACAGUUUUCGGCACUGGCUGGACUCUUUGGUGCAGCGGAGGGACAAGCAUUCCAUCUUGGGAAGUGCCCGACCCCUCCUGUGCAGGAGAAUUUUGAUGUGAAUAAGUAUCUUGGAAGAUGGUAUGAAAUUGAGAAGAUCCCAGUGAGCUUUGAGAAGGGAAGGUGCAUCCAAGCCAACUACUCACUAAUGGAAAAUGGAAACAUCAAAGUGGUAAACCAGGAGCUGAGAUCUGAUGGAAGUGUGAAUCAAAUUGAAGGUGAAGCCUCCCUGGUUAACCUCACAGAGCCCGCCAAGUUGGAAGUGAAGUAUUUCUGGUUGAUGCCUUCAGCUCCGUAUUGGGUCCUGGCCACCGACUACGAGAACUAUGCCCUCAUGUACUCCUGUACCACAAUCAUCUGGCUGUUCCACGUAGAUCAUGUUUGGAUCUUGGGAAGAAACCCUUACCUUCCUCCAGAAACAGUGACCUAUCUAAAAGAUAUUCUGACCUCUAAUAACAUUGACAUCGAGAAAAUGACCAUCACAGAUCAGGUGAACUGCCCCAAGUUCCUGUAACAGGCCCAAAAUGAAGGCUGCAUUCACCCAUGUUCCCUCUUCUGCUUUGCCUUUUCCCAAUUCUAUCCCUCCUCUCGUAACAACAAACCAAUCCACCAAGACAAACCAUUCCAAAUACAGAAGGGAAAUUUGACAGCAGAAGCCAGUGGAGGAGAACUCAAGGAAAGUUGGCCCAAGCACUUAGCCAUACACUACUCUGUUACCUGGUGUGCCUAACAAUAAACUUUUGCUGACUUGCUGUGCUCACAGUAAAUUUCUAAUUGAAUCAUUUGUGGGUUUUUAAUUACUAGGAAAUAUUUAAUCAGUUAUGUUGAAAAAACUAAGCACUGAACAGUUUACAUUUAAAGGUUAACCACCCCGUUUCUGGAAAGAGAAAGCUGGUGGCAAAGGCAUAUUCUCAAUGACUUGGUGGGUGUCCCCUUCUGUAUUAGGCAGUCCUUUGCAGAGGAAUCAUUCAGUGUUUUUGAGUUUCUGGCAGGCAGUCUCCUUGAAGCAUUUACUUUGUCAUCAGGAGGUCUUCAUAAUCAGGCUGAAGAAUGAGACCAUCUUGGAGUCUGUAUAAGAAUGAAGAGAAUCUAUCAGGGAGAUCUAUGAGAAUUUUUUAAAGAAAAAUUUUGGGGGGGUGAGAGAGUCUUUUAUUCAACUGAUAUUUAACGAAGGCCCAGCUACAUUCCAGGCAUUGAAGAGUACAGAAUCCCUGUCCUCCCACGAAGGUUCACAGACCAGUGAGGGAGACUGGCAAGUUAAAAUAAAACAGAAUCCAAGCUAAAGAAUGCAAAGGUAGAGGCCUGUGAAGAAGCCAUGGGAGGCCCAAGAAAGUCUCAAACCCUGCAAGACACAGGCACCCGUGAGACUGUACAGUCACACCUCCAGGUGUCCAAGUUCAGGGAGUCAAGAACCACCUUGAGGUUUUUUUCUUUUUUUGAUAUUGUGACUUUCAAAAUCAGAAAGAUUGCAAUUUCAUUUAGCUCACAUAAC
Molecule: messenger RNA, 1699 nt
Organism: Phyllostomus hastatus (greater spear-nosed bat)
Lineage: Eukaryota; Metazoa; Chordata; Mammalia; Chiroptera; Phyllostomidae
Gene: APOD
Product: apolipoprotein D
Exons: 5
Coding region: 140-721 (193 amino acids)
Biological process (GO): brain development; tissue regeneration; lipid transport
Molecular function (GO): cholesterol binding
Source: RefSeq, a predicted model, not a curated record